GGUUCGUUUUCCCGCCAAAACACAGGCAUUCGUUGUCUUCGACCCUAAUGCUUCUUUACUCUUUGUAAUCGUUCUGCAUUUGAACCACCAAUGGACAUGGAUAUGGACAUUCCGCUUCCAGAAGAGCUCGAAUUGCUCGAAGCCCAACUUCACGACCACCACGAAGACUACCUGGACCUAGAACCACCCGAACCCUACCCAGAAGAUGAACAACAACAACAGCAACAACAACGUUCCCACUUCAGAUCACCGCCGUCCGACGAUGAUCCUCCAUCAUCCACCCCAGGAGUUCAAUCCAACGGCCAGAAGCGCUCUCGAACAACGGACGGUCCCGAUGCGUUGCUGGUUCUGGAAGAGUCUGGACCGUCGGAUGAGAAACGUAGCAGGACCACCGUCGAAGAGGAUCUGCCGAAUGAAGCCGAUGAGGAUUGGCUCAGGUACUCGCCGCCGCCGGAGGAGAGCGAACCUAUGGUGGUGGAAGAACCUGCUGUUGUUGAGGAGGAGAAGUUUGUGUGGAGGUAUGCGUCGGAGAUUGAUGGCGAUUUUAUCCCCGUGACGGCGCCGUCUGGUGGCGAUAGGGUUUAUGCGAAGAUAAAUAGGUUUGAGAAGGUAGAGCAGCCGAAGAAGAAGUUUGAUGUUGUUUCGCAGUCUGGAGGUCUUAUUUUGGAACCAAUAAAUGUUCUAUUGCAAAAAGCGGAGCAAGAGGCUUUCACUAAGGCCAUGCAAGCUAGUUCUGGCGAACCGAAUGAUAUAAUCCCUCCUGAAACUCCAGUAGUUCAUGAACAACUUUGGGUGGAUAAAUAUGCCCCAAAUUCGUUUACUGAGCUACUUAGUGAUGAACAGACAAACCGUGAGGUCCUUCUAUGGUUGAAACAAUGGGAUUCUUGUGUUUAUGGUUCUGAGGUUAGGAGUACCCCAGAUGAUGUUCUAUCUGCUUUAAGACGACAUUCUUCAAUUUCUCAACAUCGAAAAUCUCUGGAUUCUAAUUUUCCAAGGAAGAACAGAGGAUCAAGAUGGAAUAAGGAAGAUUUUAGUCAUUCUAAUGCUUUGGACCAUAAAGAUAGUGGUGCGAAAGGUGUUCAAGACUUGUGGAACAAAAAAUCAAGGUCUACAGGUCCACCAGAACAGAAGAUCCUACUACUUUGUGGUCCCCCAGGGCUGGGGAAGACAACACUUGCGCAUGUAGCUGCAAAACAUUGUGGAUAUCGUGUUAUAGAGGUUAAUGCUAGUGAUGAUCGGUCAUCAUCAACAAUUGAAGCAAAAAUUCUUGAUGUAGUGCAGAUGAACUCUGUCACUGUUGACUCGAGGCCAAAGUGCUUGGUGAUUGAUGAAAUAGAUGGAGCUCUUGGUGAUGGCAAAGGUGCUGUGGAGGUUAUUCUAAAGAUGGUUUCUGCAGACAAGAAGUCUGAUACAGGGAAGGAGAAUUUUCCAAAUGAAGAAAAUCAUGAAAGAACAUCUGCAAAGAAGGGGCGUAAAACUGCAUCUCUGUUGAGACCCGUAAUUUGCAUUUGUAAUGACCUCUAUGCCCCUGCUUUGAGACCGUUGCGUCAGAUAGCAAAGGUUCAUGUAUUUGUUCAACCAACAGUUAAUCGUGUUGUCAGCAGGCUUAAAUAUAUAUGUAACAAAGAGGGAAUGAAAACUAGUUCAAUUGCACUUACUGGACUUGCCGAAUAUACAGAAUGUGAUAUACGCUCAUGCUUGAACACACUUCAAUUCCUCAAUAAGAAGAAGGAAACCCUCAAUUUGUUGGAGCUCAGUUCUCAAGUCGUUGGUCGAAAGGACAUGUCAAAAAGCAUUUUUGAUAUCUGGAAAGAGAUUUUCCAAAAGAGAAAGAUUAAACGAGAAAGGACUAAUACUAGCAGCCAGCCUGCAUCAAGUGAAUUUGAGUUUUUGCAUUCUCUCGUUUCCAACCGUGGUGACUAUGAUAUGAUAGUGGAUGGUGUGCAUGAAAACUUUUUGCAGCUCCAUUAUCACGAUCCAGUGAUGCAAAAGACUGUCAAGUGCUUGAAUAGUCUUGGUGUAUCUGAUCUUACGCACCAAUAUAGUAUGCGUACACAACAGAUGGCGCUUUUUGUCUACCAGCCAGCUAUUGCAAUCACUGUACAUCGUUUGGUAGCCCAAGUUCAAAAACCAAAUAUUGAGUGGCCAAGGUCUUAUCAAAGAUUCCGAACUACGUUGAUGGAGAAGAUGGACACUUUACGAUCUUGGUUCUGUGAAAUUCCACCAUAUAUUUCAAGGCAUUUGUCAACAAAUUCCUUCAUAGAGGAUUCAGUUUCACCACUGUUACAUAUUCUGUCUCCAUCCACUCUACGGCCAGUUGCAGUGACCUUACUAUCAGAGAAAGAGAAGAGUGAUCUGGCUCAUUUAGUUAGCGCGAUGGUAUCUUAUUCUAUAACAUAUAAGAAUGUGAAAUUCAGCCCUAUGCCUGGUGAACAUAGACAUGAAACAACUUCAGAUGCCUUGGCUUUUGAUCCGCCCAUCAGUGACUUUGUUAACUUCAAGGGCUAUACAUCUGGCCAUUAUGUAGUUCCCUUAGCAAUGAAGCAGGUGUUGGUGCAUGAGGUUGAAAAACAAAGGAUCUUUCAAGUAAGUACUGGAAGAUCCGUGCACUUGAUGGAUGGAUGCAACAAGGAAAACCAAAUUCUUUUUGGAAAAGAAACUAGUGGACCGCAACCUGCUAAAGGUGCUCUUGCUGAAAAUCCAACUACUAUUUCAAAUCUGAGGCAGUCUAAACCCACUACAUCCACCAUUACGUCAGAAUUUGGUUCUAGUUCAAAUGCUGCCACAGCCAGUGUGAAACCAAAGUCCUCCGGGGAUAAGAAAAGGUCUCAUAAUCCCUCCAGUUUCUUUGACAGGUUUAGAAAGACGAACAAUAAAGCUUCAGAGAACACUGACAAUUUUGUGCAGCAUGAAGAAACCUUGGAGAGAGAUUUACGUCCACUGCUAUUUAAAUUUAAUGAGGGUUUUACAAAUGCAGUAAAAAGGCCAGUUCGUAUCCGUGAAUUUCUGCUAUGAUCAAUAAUGGCCUUUAUAAGCAACCUUUUUUAUUUUUUUAUUUAUUUAUUUUUUAAUGCUUCUCUCUCUCUCUCUCUCUAUAUAUAUAUAUAUAUAUAUAUAUAUUAUUAUUAAACUAUAUUUGUGAAAAUAACCAAGUAACAUCCAAACUUUCCUUUUUCUUAGACAUAAAAACUUUGGUCUGUACCA
This is a messenger RNA of Ziziphus jujuba (common jujube), 3204 nucleotides long. RefSeq lists its product as uncharacterized. Gene Ontology annotation, molecular function: ATP hydrolysis activity; ATP binding. Bases 91 to 3015 code for a protein of 974 amino acids. The record is from RefSeq and is a predicted model, not a curated record. The transcript is spliced from 23 exons. NCBI's taxonomy places the organism in Eukaryota, Viridiplantae, Streptophyta, Magnoliopsida, Rosales, Rhamnaceae.